Dichotomopilus funicola is the source of this 2508-nucleotide messenger RNA. Its product is annotated as fungal-specific transcription factor domain-containing protein. The coding region runs from base 1 to 2508 and encodes 835 amino acids. The record is from RefSeq and is a predicted model, not a curated record. The transcript has a single exon. Gene Ontology annotation, biological process: regulation of DNA-templated transcription; DNA-templated transcription. Lineage: Eukaryota; Fungi; Ascomycota; Sordariomycetes; Sordariales; Chaetomiaceae. Gene Ontology annotation, cellular component: nucleus. Gene Ontology annotation, molecular function: zinc ion binding; DNA binding; DNA-binding transcription factor activity, RNA polymerase II-specific.
AUGGAUCGGGACUCGAUGCCGUCGGGCGAGUCAGUGGCAGGCACGCCCCGGCCAUCUCACGCCAACCUGCCGUCCGGCAGCAGCAGUGCCCAAGCACAGAAACGAGCGUACCGACAACGACGAAAGGAUCCCAGCUGCGACGCGUGCCGCGAGAGAAAGGUAAAGUGCGACGCCACGGACACAACCAGCUGCUCGGAGUGCUCGAGCCGGGGCAACAAGUGCCAGUUCACCAAGGAGACCAACCGCCGCAUGUCAUCGAUCAAGCAGGUACAGGAUCUCGAGAAGCAGAUGGAGCGAGUGCGGCGCGAGAACAACAGCCUCCGACGCAUGCUGCAAGAGCGUGAUGGCCGCCAGUUUGAGAUGGACGUGGACGGCGUCGAGCAGCUGCCGCUGCAGCUCCCGGACGUGGGCCAGCAGCCGAAGCGGAAGAAGCGGCCCGCGGCUGUCCACGACCUUGCGCGAGUCCGAUCGAAUCUGCGGGGCUUCUCGCGGGGCAUCUGGAAGCCGCCUGCCCCAUAUCGACAGUCGGCGGCACCCGAUCUCCGAGAGUUCCAGUCGCUGCUACCACCACGAGCCGUCACCGAGGGCCUCUUGCGAUCCUACUAUUCGUCCAUACACUCCAUGGCGCCCAUCCUGCACUGGAACACGUUCACGCAGACGGUUGACGGCCUUUACCGGGCAGUGAACCCCCUGCGGGUCUCCCCAGCGUUCAUGUCCGUCCUGUUUGCCGUGCUGGCUGUGGGGAGGCUGUUCACGCCCGAAACGGACCAGAACCGGACGUACUCGGCCACCCAGCUGCUCGAGACGACGCAGACGCUGCUGGACCCUUGGAGCAACGAAUUUGAGCUGGACAACGCGCGUGCGCUCCUGCUCAUCGCUACGGCCUUGAACGAGCUGAACCUCAAGUCGGCUGCGUGGAGCUGGCUGGGUCGAGCGGUCAAGGUAGCGCAGGACCUGGGGCUCUACACUGAACCUACCCUUUCGUCCUUUGUCGAGGCGGAGAUGCGGAGGCGGACGUGGUGGGUUAUCUACAUUCUCGACCGGACGCUGUCCCUCGAGCUCGGCAAGCCCAUGCUCAUCGACGAUUCCGACUGUGACGUCGCGUUGCCCGCGGCCUUGGACGACCACCACCUGACCGACCGCGGCCAGCGGUUUCCUGACGGUGCCGAAGGGCAUACGCACUCCCUGCUUGCUGUUGUAAACGUGGCCCGCUCGUACACCGCACUGAGCCGCGCCCUGUCCUCCCCCGUCAUCGCCCCGACCCGUCUCGCCACGUUCGACCAGCAUUUCGCGUCGUGCCGGCGAGCCUUCCCGGCGGCAUGCAACCCCACGAGCACUGGGAUUCUUAUGCCCGGCGUGCUCAACCCCGUGAUCUACCUCCUCCACGCUCGCCUGCUCCUGCACCGGCACAACCUUCUCCCCUCGUGCCCGCCCGAUGUCCGUCUGAUCGCCAUCGAACAGUGCAUGCACACGGCCGUCGAAACCGCCUCCCUGCUCGCCCGGACACAGGCCGCUUCCGUCGCCGAGACCGCCACGGCCCUGUUUGCGACCCACGUUUUCCGUUGCACCCUCUUCCUGCUCCUGACGGGGUACUUCGAUCAGGCCUCCGAGUGCAUUCGCGCCUUGGCUGCCAUCAACGACUACCGCGAUGUUGCCGUCCCCUGCGGCCGCUACCUAACCUUCUUCGUGUCCGCCCUCGCGUCUCGCCGCGAAGAGAUCGUGACCUACCUCUCGCAGGCCCCAGCACCGUCCCCGAGCCACCACCCAUCCUCGCCUUACGGACCGCCGCCACCACCACCAGUCGCUCAACGGCCUUCACCCGCUGCCGUGCACGACGCCCUGCUCCGCGACGAGGAGCUCAUCGCCUACGUCAGCGCUGACCUGCAAGCCGGCAUGGAAACGGCCUGGGUCUGGGCCGGGAGCAGCGAGCGCGAGGGCUCAGCGCCCUUGCCUGCUGUGGGGAAACACAGCUUGUUCAGUGCUGAGGCGAGAUCGGGGUUGACGAAUGAGGAGAGGUGGGAUUGGGGGCCCGGCGUGGCUGGUUGGGAGAGGCUGGAGAAUUCGAUGAGGAGGUUGGCUAGUGGGGAGAUGGGAUCGACAUCUGGGCCUGCGCCGACGUCAGCACCGAAACAGCAUCAACCACAACAUCAAGGGUGGACGCCUGUCGCCGCUGCACCGCCGCCACAGCAACAGCAGCAGCAGCAGCAGCAGCAGCAGCCACUACCGUCUUUGGCACCCCUUCACCACCAACAACAACACCCACCACAACAACAUAACCACCACCACUCACCACACGACAGAGGGCGAGAAGGAGGAGGGGUAGUCAAAAUGGAAAUCAACGGCAACAACAACGGGCAAGACGGGAGAAUCGUCGAAAUGGCACCGGCCCUGCCGCCCAUUGUACCCGGGGCUGGGGCAAUUAGGCCCGGGUUGCCGGGGUUGGUGGGGGUUGGGCCAGGCGGGAAGAGUAAAAGUCAGGAGCGGAUUAGUAUCGCGAAUAUUAUGUGA